CUCGAGGAGGAGUAGUAACAAAAACUUAUAAAUAUCUCUUACACAUAGGUAUCUUCCAACUGCACGGAGGUGGGUAAGUGUCACGAGCGUUAACUUACUUGAAAUCUUAUCUUAUCCAUGGACCAUGGACCAUGCACCAUGCACCAACAUACACUUGUCGUGUCACAACAUUGCCACGUGUUUCAGUAGUUAACGUGGCACUAUGAUAUGAAAUCAGUAUCCAGGUAUGGGUAAGAAUUUAGCCUACAUGCACAUCAUGCAUGCCUUUACGUAAUUGCCUAUAUAAACCACCCCCAAUUCUCCAUCCAAUCCAAGACAACUUACACUUUCUACUCAAAAAAUCAAUCUACAAUCUCUAUUUGUUUCUUUGUGUUAUUGUGUGAUCUUUGAAAAUGGCGAAUUACCAGAACCAAUAUGGUGCAACGGCCCAAUCUACAAAUGAUUACGGGAACCCACUCACCAACUACACCGGAUCAGAGCCCCAAUCUACAAAUGAGUACGGGGCUACAGAUGAGUAUGGGAACCCAGUCACCACCUACACCAGAUCAGAGCCCCACUAUACAGAUGAGUAUGGGAACCCAGUACGCGAAAGGGGGAUGAUGGACAAGAUCAAGGAGAAGCUCCCAGGUACUCAUGACCCCUACUCAUCUCAUUCUCAGACAACCUACCCCACUGCACGUUACGGUGAAACCGGCUACACUGGAUUGGAGCAGCACCAUGGGAUGAUGAACAAGAUGCCAGGUACUGACCCCUACUCAUCUCAUUCUCAUACAACCGGCACCACUGCACCUUACGAUGGAACCGGCUACACCGGAACAGAGUACCGCCAGCACAAGGGCACGAUGGACAGGAUCAAGGAUAAGCUGACUGGGACUGGUGGACAUAGGGUGGAUGAUCCCUACUCAUCUCAUUCUCAUAAAACCGCCACCACCACACCUUACGGUGGCACCACCACCACAGCUUACGGUGACAGCACCACCACACCUUCACCUUACGGUGGCACCACCACCACACAUUCACCUUACGGUGGCACCACCACCACAGCUUACGGUGACACCACCACCACACCUUCAGCUUACGGUGGCACCACCACCACACCUUCAGCUUACGGUGGCACCGCCACCACCACCUACCCCCGUGAAAAGAAGGGCAUCAUGGACAAGAUCAAAGAGAAACUUCCUGGUGGACAUCAUUAUUAAUAAUAGGGUUAUGUAAGAGAUAGAUACGUUAGGUAUCGUUUUGUGUUCAAUGUUUUAGUAUGACGUGUAUAAUAAGCGGUGCUUGGUGUGGUUGUUAUGUUUGUGAACACCGAGCUCUGCGCCAUGUCCUUUGUAUUUUGUGAUACAUACUUUGUAUGUCCUUUAUAUCUAUCUUAACAAUAGUUCCUGUGUAAGCAAGUUUUAAUUGUUUGGAGAGGGAUUUAUUAAAACCA
Molecule: messenger RNA, 1432 nt
Organism: Prunus persica (peach)
Lineage: Eukaryota; Viridiplantae; Streptophyta; Magnoliopsida; Rosales; Rosaceae
Product: dehydrin Xero 2
Exons: 1
Coding region: 393-1199 (268 amino acids)
Biological process (GO): response to water
Source: RefSeq, a predicted model, not a curated record